This is a messenger RNA of Trypanosoma cruzi, 1998 nucleotides long. RefSeq lists its product as uncharacterized. The record is from RefSeq and is a predicted model, not a curated record. The transcript has a single exon. Bases 1 to 1998 code for a protein of 665 amino acids. NCBI's taxonomy places the organism in Eukaryota, Euglenozoa, Kinetoplastea, Trypanosomatida, Trypanosomatidae.
AUGUACAGAGGAACACAUGUGGAAGGGCGUCAUCUACAUGGUUGGGAGUGGGGUUCCAAUAAUAUCCAGCAAGAGCAAAUGGAGUGCAUCCCUACAAGAGAGAAGAGGAGGGUGAGUGAAGGGAGGAAGAGAAAAAAGAAAAAAAAAUUCUUUUUUUUUUUAAAUGUAUGUAAAUGUUUUAGACCCUGGGCUUUUCUGUUUCUGCUUCACCACCUCAUUUACUCUUUUUUUUUUUUUUUUUUUUUUUUGUAUUUGCACUCAUGGAUGUAUGUAUUAUCCGUGUGUAUUCUUUUGACUCUCACGUGUAAUUUGUUUUAUUUAUUUAUUUAUUUAUUUAUUUGCUUUCAACGUGAUUUCUUUUAUGUUUGUUUGUUUCUGUGCGUGUAUUCUUUUCUCUCUCUUUGGAUAUUUCGUUGUUGUUGUUUUGUCCUUUUUUUUCCCCCUUUUUUUAAAUCUUUUUUAUUUUUUAAUUAUUAUUAUUAUUAUUUUUUUUUUUUGCAUUGCGCGGACUUUUCGAAUUGUCUAGUGAAGAGGGUUUUUGCUGCUGUCAUCAACCCUUCAUGCAUGCUUCGCUCCUCCAUCGUGUCGACUCUCUCCACGAAUGCCGUGCUUUUAGAGUACCGCAAGCAUCACAAGCCACACAGUUCUGGAGGCAACACGUCACGGUCCUCGUCAGUCAGUUCGCGGCGUGCUCCUGACGGCGCAAUUGUUGUAUUGGAAAAUGAGGAAAAUGCCUCGGAUGAAUUUUCCGCGCGGGAGGCGAUGUCACCAGCCAUCAUGUCAGCAUCUGAUGAGACUCGCAUCGUGAAUACGAAAAAGAAUGGCGGGCUUGAAAAAGGCAACGCUCAGCAGCGUAUUGCCGUUGAUUGGGAUUGGGUCAACCAUGAGACGGAGCAACAACGGGUAAACAGCAGCAUUUCCAGUGUACCUUGUAUUAAUGACCAACAGGAAAACAUAAGUUUUUUGGAUGCUGUACGAUUGCUUAAAAAUGACAGAUAUACCUGGGAGCCUUAUGUUUCGGCACACAGAUUUAGUGAAAACAAAAAGAGCAACUGCCUCAUCUCGCUUCUUGAGCGCCUUAGAGACAUCUUUUGUUGGUGUAGACACUCUUAUUCGAGAGAUGGCAUUGUUAGUUCAGAUCCGGACUCCAUAUUGCACCAUGACACGGAAUUUACUCUGACACUACCCUUUGUGCCAUUUGACCACAGCUACUCCAUUCACCGACGAUUACUAAUCACCAUUUACCACAAUUUGUUUCGCCAGACGAAGAAUGGGUCUAGCAAUGUUGGCACUCCUCCCGGUGCGAUUGACUGGGAAGUGUUAGGGUUUCAAGGCAGUGAUCCAGCAACAGACCUUCGCUUUACAGGUAUUCUUGGUCUACUGCAGCUUGUUUACCUGAUUGAGUAUUAUAGGGAUUUUGCGAUGUUGUUGUGGAAUACCUGCACAAAUGGCGGCAGUGGGUUACUUGUGUACGAGGAGCUUCCGUUUGUGCUUGUAGGGUUUAAUUUUUCAGCCGUGAUUCUUGACAUGUUGAAGGAUAGUGGGUUCUAUACAGAAAUAACACGUCGGGCUCAGGCCCUUUUCUACAGUAAAACAAGGGCAAGUCGUCUUCCCAUUAUAAGCGAUAGUGAGAAGGCACUAGGGCGUGAAUUCCCACUUCUUUUUGUCUGCUGCGAGUACCAUGUUGGUUGCUUGUUCCUCUUCUGGGAGUGUUGGCAUGGCCUGAAGAUGCAGCGCGACGGAAAGCAACCAACCAUUGGGGAUUUUGGCGUUGUCAAGGCGAAAUUGUGCACAAAGCUAAAAAAAAAUGGUCCCCAGUAUGCUUUUGAUGCCUGUGCAAAGGCCGGAGAUCCCUUUAAUACGGCUUUACACGCAGAAUGCGCGGUGAUGCCCAGCGCGAUGCAGUUGUCGAAAGAUGAUGUGACUAUUGGAACCAACUGGCCCCAACCGCAGGAGGAAAGGGAAGGGGAGGAAUUGUGGCGGUCAGAGGGAAAAUAA